Messenger RNA from Drosophila ananassae, 2348 nucleotides. RefSeq names its product dynein axonemal intermediate chain 2. Bases 139 to 2139 code for a protein of 666 amino acids. The transcript is spliced from 3 exons. Gene Ontology annotation, cellular component: outer dynein arm. NCBI's taxonomy places the organism in Eukaryota, Metazoa, Arthropoda, Insecta, Diptera, Drosophilidae. Gene Ontology annotation, biological process: cilium movement; outer dynein arm assembly. Gene Ontology annotation, molecular function: dynein heavy chain binding; dynein light chain binding. The record is from RefSeq and is a predicted model, not a curated record.
UCACAAAACAAAAUAACACAAAAUCCAUACAAAAACAACAAAAAAACACCACAGAAGGCACACAAAGGACACACACACGGAUACACGGGAUCCAUGACCCUUAACCCCUACCCCCAACUCUUACCCCUCUAGCCCACCAUGUACCAGAACCAGUUCAUCUACUCCCGGGAGCGACGUCGCUUCGGGAGGCAGUGCCUCUUCCAGGAUCGCAACGAACUGAUGGUCAGCGUGCAUCCGAGCGGGAAGCAGCGGCUGAAGUACAUUCUCCGCAAUCCCAGCGUGCACGAGACCCAGCUGAGCAGUCAGAUGGCGCUGACCAUCAUGGAGACGGAGAACGUGACCCUGGAGCACCACGGACUGUUUCACUACGAGGGCGGGUGGCCCCGCGAGGUCAACAUCAACGACGAGGAGCAGACGCUGCGCCACCGCAAGAAGGUGGAGCGGGAGGACAGUUGGGGGCAGCAGGUGCUCUCGAUGAUUAGGUCGGUGAUCAAGGUGGCGGAGCAGAACAACGCCCUCAACAUAUACCAGGAUUUCUUCGCCGAAAUUCCGCCAGAUGUGGGCCACGACAUCCGGAUGAGGUACAGGGCCCGGGUGGCGAACGUCUUCCACGAUCUGUACCUGCCGCCCCGCCAGAUGAACCUCAUCGAGUGGAUGCCCAACAACGACCGCCAGUUCAUGGCCCAGUUCAUGAAUCAGUUUCAAGAAUCAGCAUCUGGUCGGCCAGGUCAGGAUCGACUCCGGCUGCUCACCGACGAGCCGUUCGGAGGGGAAAACGCUUUUUACACCUGGGACGUGAAGAAUCCCCUCAAGCCGAAGCUCUUCUAUGACUCCAACGAGCCCGUUUCGCUGGCCAAGAUCUGCCCGAAGGAUGAGAACAACAUAGUGGGAGGGACCUGUUCGGGCAAGGUCUGUCUGUGGGCCACCUUCCGGAGCGGGAUGCCAUUGCGCACCUGUCCGCUGGAGGCGUCCCACAGGGAGACCACCUCAGCCCUCUGCUGGGUCCACUCAAAAUCCAACACGGAGUUCUACUCGGGCUCGCUGGACGGCUCUAUAAAGUACUGGGACACCCGGGAUCUGAUGAUGCCCGUGCAAGAGCUGCUCCUCGAAACGGAGCCCCAAGAGCGACAAUCGAGGGAGGACGCCCAUGGAGUCACGGUUCUGGAGUUCGAGUACACUAUUCCCGUUCGGUUCAUUAUCUGCAGCGACAUGGGCCACGUCUUUGUGGGGAAUCGUAAGGGCAUGACCCCGAUGGAGACCCUGCUGGGUCACUAUCCGCUUUUCGCGGGUCCCAUCCGGAGCAUCAACCGGAAUCCGUUCUUCGUGAAGAACUUCCUGGUGACGGGCGACUGGCGGGCCAGGAUCUGGUCGGAAGAGGCCAAAGAUGGGCCCAGCACUAUGUACUUCCGUAAGAACUCCCAGAUCGCGUGCGGGGCCUGGAGCACGGGCCGGUGCUCCAUGUUCGUAACGGGGGACAUGAAGGGUGUCGUGGAUUUCUGGGACUUGCUUCUCCACCAGCGCAAGCCCAUUCUCUCCAUCGAUUUCAAGGUGCCCAUCAAGGAUGUGGUGUUCAGGCCGGAUGGGGACUUACUAGCUAUUGCCCUCCAGAGCGGGGACACUGCCAUCCUGACCUUGGACGAGGCCAUGCGCCAGGCCACGGGCAAGGAGAAGGCUCUUAUAGGAGCCAUGUUUGAGCGGGAAAUAUCCCGGAGCAAGAUCCUGGAGGCUCGCGUGGAGGAGAUGAAGCUCAAAAGGCGCACCAUGCUGCAGGCAGAGGAGGAUCGAAUACGACGCGAACAGGAGGUGAAAACGGCCCUCGAACUCGAUCCGGAUAACCCCGAUCAGUUCGUGAUGAUGAUCGAGGGCGAUGAGCAGUUCCGGACAGCUAUCAGCGACUUCCAGGACACGAUCCUGGCCGUGGAGCGGAAGCGCUCCAAGCGCCAGGUCACCAUGGAGCGCACAGUCUUCGAGUUGGUCGAGGCGGCGGAGGAGCUACUGAAGGGCCCGGCCACAGUGUAUGCACCGCCUUCGGACGGGCCUGCCUCGGAGCCGCGGGAGCAGCAGUCGCCCGGUGGUGGUGGCAGCCGCAGGACCUCGGCUCAGGCCCAAGGACCCACCAAGGCGUCCCCGGAGGCGUAGGCGACAGAGGUGGCAGGCAGUGGAGCUGCGAGUAACCUGACCCCCCAAGUGAACCACUUCGUCAUCUUUAAUGGAGUACUCUUUGGAGACUUUAUUGCGUACCCACACGACCCACACACACGGCCCUAAUUAAGUAACAACCUUUCUAAGUCUUAAUUGUCCAGGGGAGCUGACUAAAUUCACUUUCAUACAGCAAUUACGAGUAGCUG